GUGAGCCCAGUCUUCCUGAGGUUUCAGGGCGCUCGCCCUGAACCGGCGAGGUGGGAAGCUAAGGUAGACGCGGGCUGAACUGGGGUCGCCGAGGUAGAGGUGUGGGGAGAACAAGGAGGACUGAGGCCAACAGAGGCGGGGAGCGGCUAGAGGGGUUCAUGGAGGGUGAGGCAGGGGAGUGGAGGCUGUAGUCGGGGGCUGGGGAGAAGAGUGCAGAACCAGAAGGAAGGAGACGCUGGAACGGGGCGCAAGUUGGAGCUGCGAGAGCAGGUGGCACCUGUGCUGGUCAGACCCGAGGAGAGUCGGAAGGCACUAGGGUGGAGGUCUGCGGGGACAGGGAUCACUGAUCUGGGCUUACGUGAGGGCGGUGGAGCCAGAGUUUGAGCCGGAUUCCAGAUCCACGCUGGAGAAUCUGGAGUGCAGCGAACAGACGGGAAGCGUGGGCAGGAGCCGGCGCCCGGGGGCCCAACGCUGGGAGAUGCGGGUGCGCCUGGGCGCUCUGGCGGGAGCGGCGGCGCUGAGCGGGGCUCUGAGCUUCGUGCUGCUGGCAGCCGCCAUUGGCACCGACUUCUGGUACAUCAUCGACACCGAGAGGCUGGAAAGGAGCAGCCAGAGGGUGCGGGACCAGGGACCGGCCAACCGCAGCCGGCAAGAGCCUCUGAGCUCCCACUCGGGACUCUGGAGGACUUGCCGGGUCCAGAGUUCCUGCACGCCGUUGAUGAACCCUUUCUGGCAGGAGAAUGUGACAGUCAGCGACUCCAGCAGACAGCUUCUCACUAUGCACGGGACAUUCGUGAUCUUAUUGCCACUCAGUUUGAUCGUGAUGGUGUUUGGGGGCAUGACCGGGUUCCUGAGCUUCCUCCUCCGAGCUCACCUCCUUCUGCUGCUCACUGGGACCCUCUUUCUCUUUGGAGCCAUGGUGACCCUCACUGGAAUCAGCAUCUACAUUGCAUACUCGGCAGCUGCCUUCCGAGAGGCAGUAUGCCUCCUGGAGGAGAGGGCCCUGCUGGAUCAGGUGGACAUACGCUUUGGCUGGUCCCUGGCCCUCGGCUGGAUUAGUUUUGUAUCUGAGCUGCUCACUGGGGUGGUCUUCUUGGCAGCGGCGCGUGCGCUCGGCCUGAGCCAGAGGCAGGACCAAGCCAUCUGAGUUUGGCCAACCCAGGAGGCGCAGGGCCUUUUGGACCCAUCUCAGUGGAUGGCAACCUUUUCUUCCUCAAAUACCACUGAUAGAAGCCAGAGGGCCAGUGGUGGCUCGCUGAGGAUGAGCGCCCCCUGGCUGCUGUCUUUGUGCUCUCUGGGCUGCCCAUUCUGCUGUGAUGUGCGCAUGUGUGUGCCUCGGGUGGACCGGAAGAGGAGAGAGAGUGUGGAGCCCUUACCACCUGAAAAUAAACGCCAAUCCUAGUCA
Molecule: messenger RNA, 1405 nt
Organism: Mus pahari (shrew mouse)
Lineage: Eukaryota; Metazoa; Chordata; Mammalia; Rodentia; Muridae
Gene: Tmem114
Product: transmembrane protein 114
Exons: 4
Coding region: 479-1147 (222 amino acids)
Cellular component (GO): apical plasma membrane
Source: RefSeq, a predicted model, not a curated record